Closterium sp. Yama58-4 is the source of this 255-nucleotide messenger RNA. NCBI's taxonomy places the organism in Eukaryota, Viridiplantae, Streptophyta, Zygnematophyceae, Desmidiales, Closteriaceae. The record is from the annotation of a GenBank genome assembly.
AUGAUGCCGAACUCUACAUGCGUUGUAGCUGAUGGGUUUAAGGUGAACGGAGAACCCAAGGUGAAGCUGAGUAAGGAAGUUGAAAUUGUGGGGGAGCAUAAGAGUGCCUUCCCAAAAACUGGAGUUGGGAUCGUCAACAAGGUGGAGCCGGUCAAGGGCGAGCAGUUUGACAAGGGUGAUUUGGUCUCUAUGCCAAUGGUGGAAGCUGUGAAGGGAAUUAUUGGAUCCAAUGACGGUGGUUGUGGGUUCGAAUAG